This is a messenger RNA of Telopea speciosissima, 2526 nucleotides long. Its product is annotated as pentatricopeptide repeat-containing protein At4g16835, mitochondrial. The record is from RefSeq and is a predicted model, not a curated record. The transcript has a single exon. NCBI's taxonomy places the organism in Eukaryota, Viridiplantae, Streptophyta, Magnoliopsida, Proteales, Proteaceae. Gene Ontology annotation, biological process: RNA modification. Gene Ontology annotation, molecular function: RNA binding; protein binding; zinc ion binding. The coding region runs from base 114 to 2129 and encodes 671 amino acids.
AUCUGUGUUUCUCUUUUGCAGCCAAAUGUGGAACCUGAUUGCGACAGCUAGAAAAGGUGAUGCCCCAAUGAAUAUUGUCUCUCUUUUGAGUUUUGAAUAAACAAUGGCUGCCAAUGUCCCUCCGAAUUACCAGAAACCAUCCCUUCGCCUUCUUCUCUGUUGUCUUACAAAAAACCAGAAAGCAAAAUGCUUCCCUCUCGACCUUCACAUUACCAAAUCCAAAUUCCAGACAACAUUCUGAUUUGCCAGAAAGAACCCACUUGGUUCCCACCGAUAACAUAGCAACAUCAACACCGUCCUCCGGGAAAUCUUUAGUCUUCGAUCAACAUCGGUUAAGUGACGUUGUUUCAGCGAACAAGAUUAUCAUGAACUACAUCCGAGCAGGUGAUUUGGACUCUGCACUCUGUGUAUUCGAGAACAUGACAAUUAGAACAACGAUUACUUGGAAUUCCAUGUUGGCUUCGUAUUCUAAAACGCCUGGGAAAUUGAAGGAGGCACGCCAAUUGUUCGAUCGCAUUCCUCAACCAGAUGUCGUCUCAUUUAAUACCAUGUUAGCAUGUUAUUUUCGUAACUCUGAUAUUGAAACUGCUCGGAUCUUUUUCAACAUAAUGCCAGUUAAAGACCCGGCAUCAUGGAACACGAUGAUCUCUGGUCUCUCGCAGAAUGGGAAGAUGAAUGAAGCUCGUGAACUCUUUUUAGUUAUGCCAGAGAAGAAUAUUGUCUCCUGGAGUGCCAUUAUUUCGGGUUAUAUUGAGGCUGGGUAUUUGGAGUUGGCAGUGGAAUUGUUUCAGCAAGCUCCUGUCAAGAGUGUGAUUGCUUGGACAGCAAUGAUUACUGGGUUUAUGAGGUCUGGGAAGAUUGAAUCAGCAGAGGAGUUAUUUGCAGAGAUGCCUGCAAGGAAUUUGGUGACUUGGAAUGCCAUGAUUGCUGGUUAUGUUGAGAAUUCUGACUCUGAGGGUGGCUUGAAGCUUUUCAGGAGGAUGGUCGAGGAGGGAAUCAAGCCAAAUCCGUCUACCAUCUGCAGUGUUUUGUUGGGUUGUAGUAACUUAUCCGCAUUGCAAUUGGGUAAGCAGGUACAUCAACUUAUCCAUAAAUCACCACUGUAUCUUCAUACGACUGUUGGGACUUCAUUCCUUAGUAUGUAUUGCAAAUGUGGGGACUUAGAGGAUGCGAAGAAGUUAUUUACUGAGAUGCCCCGUAAAGAUGUUGUUUCAUGGAAUGCAAUGAUUUCUGGGUAUGCCCAACAUGGCUUUGGUGGGAAAGCAAUUCAGUUGUUUGAUGUGAUGAAGGGUAAGGGAAUCAAGCCAGAUUGGAUCACCUUUGUUGCAGUUUUGUCAGCCUGUAACCAUGCAGGAUUAGUAGAUCUUGGAAUCCAGUAUUUCAAUUCUAUGGAAAGCUGCUAUGGAAUUGAAGCCAAGCUGGAUCACUAUACAUGUAUGGUUGAUCUGCUUGGUCGAGCUGGUUUGCUAGACAAAGCCGUAGAUUUGAUAAAGAAAAUGCCUUACAGUGCACAUUCUGCCAUAUUUGGUACCCUUUUGGGCGCUUGUAGAAUCCACAAGAACUUGGAAUUGGCUGAAUUUGCUGCCAAAAACCUGCUUGAUCUUGAUCCAACUAAUGCCGCAGGUUACGUUCAACUUGCCAAUGCCUAUGCUGCUGUGAAAAAGUGGGAUCAUGUUGCAAGGGUUCGCCAAUUAAUGAAGGACAGUAAGGUUGUGAAGACACCUGGGUAUAGUUGGAUUGAGGUAGGAAGUGAAGUUCAUGAGUUCAGAUCGGGAGAUAGAGUUCACCCAAAAUUGGCUUCUAUACAUGAAAAAUUAGAUGAGCUGGAGAGGAGGAUGAAGCUAGCAGGGUACGUGCCAGAUCUUGAUUCUGCUUUGCAUGAUGUAAGGGAGGAGCAAAAGGAGAUGAUAUUGUCAAGGCACAGUGAAAAAUUGGCAAUUGCUUUCGGGCUGAUGAUUACACCUAGUGGCACUCAAAUACGGGUAUUCAAAAACCUUCGAGUCUGUGGGGAUUGUCACACUGCCACCAAGUACAUCUCUGAAAUUGAAGGGAGGGAAAUUAUUGUUAGGGACACAGUGAGAUUCCACUAUUUUAGAAAUGGGAGAUGCUCCUGCGGUGACUAUUGGUGACCAUAUGAGGUUUGAAUGGAGAAUCCUAUGAAUUAGCCAGAAGAGAUGGUACCUGAAGAUAAGGUGACAUGCUUUGUGACUUCGUUCAAUUUGUUCCUUUGCUUGGAGUCCACAUUUCUUGUUUCCAGUAUGGUGGUUUGGAUAAUUUUUUUCUUCUUCUUUGAAUGGUAAGAGUUAAAUAUUAACAAAAAAGCAACUUAAUAAGGUCAUUCCCUAUGUAUCUAUCAGAAAAUAAGGUCAUCCCUAUGUAUUAAGUUGAGUUAAGCGCAUUAAUCUGUUCGGCAGGUCAGCCCAUGACGGCGUGACCUAGAAUUAGUUGUAACAAAUAUUUGUUUCCUUUAGUUCUAGUUUAGUAGUCUCUACAUGAAAUGAUUUUGAACAAUAAGUGGUGUUAGUA